AUGCCCCCCACCAUCGAACCCCGCUUCGCCCAACUCUUCCAAGAUCUAGAAUCCCGCUUCCAAAAGACCACCACACUCCCAUCCGACAAGUGGCCCAUCUUCGCCGCCGGAGCCCUCGUAGCGAGCCCGGACCACGAGCGCGCCGACCAGCUCUACCUCUACCUCACGCAGCAGCCCCAGCACGCCACCCCACCAGCCCGGCAGGCCCUCAUCCGACGCCUGCGCGAAGCGCUCUUCAAAAGCAUCAUCAUUGUCGGCGUCUGCAAGCCGAUCGAAGCCAUUCUGGCCAUCAGCAAGGUUGAGCGCGACGAAGACAAAGACUACACCUUCACGCGCGACGGGUGGACCAACGACGCCGCCAACCGCGAGCGCGGCCUCGGCUGGCUGGAGAGGCUGUAUGCGCGGAACACGUCCGGCACGCUGGACUUGUUCGCGGCGCACCGCGACUUUGCGUGGCUGUCGACGGAUAUCACGUACGGCUUGUUUCUGUCGGACCGGCAGGUGCUGGACGAUGUCGAUACGGAGAUGGUGGUGUUGCCGGCGAUUAUGAGCCAGAAUCUGAAGGCUGUGACGCACUGGCAUAUUCGGGGCACGCGGCGGCUGGGUCUGCCCAAGGAGGAUGUGCAGAUUGUGUGGGAUUGUGUGCAGCUGGUGGCCGGGUUCUUUGGGGUGAAGCUGGAUAAGGUGCCUACGGUUGAGGAGGUGGAGUAUGAUGUUUGA
Molecule: messenger RNA, 720 nt
Organism: Aspergillus terreus NIH2624
Lineage: Eukaryota; Fungi; Ascomycota; Eurotiomycetes; Eurotiales; Aspergillaceae
Exons: 1
Coding region: 1-720 (239 amino acids)
Source: RefSeq, a predicted model, not a curated record